UGCUAAAACAGCAUCAUCAACAUUUAGACUUUUCCUUUUUCCGUCAGCGUUUAAACGCGUGUGGUUUUUGGUUUGGACAUCGAAAUUCUUUUUUUCAGAAAUAUUUUUUUUUGUGAAUUUAAAUCUACAAAAUGGGUCGUGUCCGUACUAAGACCAUCAAAAAAGCUUCACGUGUAAUCAUCGAAAAAUAUUAUACACGUUUGACGAUGGAUUUUCAUACCAACAAAAGAAUAUGUGAAGAAAUUGCCAUCAUACCAAGUAAACGGCUUCGAAAUCAAAUUGCCGGAUUUGUUACUCAUCUAAUGAAACGUAUUCAACGUGGCCCAGUUCGUGGUAUUUCAAUCAAAUUGCAAGAAGAGGAACGUGAACGACGUGACAAUUAUGUUCCAGAGGUAUCCGCUUUGGAAAACGCUCUGAUUGAGGUUGAUGCCGAUACAUAUGCCAUGUUGGAAGAUUUAGGUCUAACAUUGAAAAAACCGACCACAUCACCGGGUGAUUUUCGUUCCCGUAUCUAAAUGAUUAUGUAAAUCGUUCAAUUUUUUUUGAUUCGAAAAAAACAAUAAAAAAAUUGUCAAAAAAUUUAA
Messenger RNA from Dermatophagoides pteronyssinus (European house dust mite), 584 nucleotides. RefSeq names its product ribosomal protein S17 (gene RpS17). Gene Ontology annotation, cellular component: ribosome. The record is from RefSeq and is a predicted model, not a curated record. Gene Ontology annotation, biological process: translation. Lineage: Eukaryota; Metazoa; Arthropoda; Arachnida; Sarcoptiformes; Pyroglyphidae. Gene Ontology annotation, molecular function: structural constituent of ribosome.